AUGGGAAACUCUCAGAGCGCGCACAAGAUCUCAGCGCAGGAUAGGGCGAUUCUGGACAUGAAAAACCAGCGCGACAAGCUCCGGCAAUACCAAAAACGCAUCACGGUGAUAACGACGCGGGAGACCGAAAUCGCUCGCGAAUGCCUUGCUAAUGGCGACAAAUCGAAAGCCCUACUCGCGCUACGACGGAAGAAGUACCAAGAAUCGCUCCUCUCGAAGACGGACGCGCAGCUGGAACAACUGGAGAAAUUGACGAGUAGCGUGGAGUUCGCUCUGGUGCAGAAGGAUGUGGUCUUUGGUCUGCAGCAGGGGACGCAGGUGUUGAAAGUGAUACACAAAGAGAUGGGCGGGCUGGAGGGUGUGGAAAAGAUGAUGGGUGAGACAGAAGAAGCAAGGCGCUAUCAACAGGAAAUCAGCGAGGCGUUGACCGGUCAGAUGUCGAAUGAAGACGAGGAUGAAGUUGAGGAUGAGUUGGAGGCCAUGGAGAGAGAGGUCUCUGGGGUUAGUGCCCUCCCCGACGCGCCAAAUAGGACGGUUGUCGGCGAGAGCACCCUGCCUGAGGCGCCCAAAACGGAACUUGAAUUAGAUCAACAGAGGAUGCAGAAACGGAAAGAAAGGGCGAGACAGAGAAGAGUGGCGUUAGAAGCUGCUUGA
Messenger RNA from Rhinocladiella mackenziei CBS 650.93, 654 nucleotides. RefSeq lists its product as uncharacterized. The record is from RefSeq and is a predicted model, not a curated record. Bases 1 to 654 code for a protein of 217 amino acids. Lineage: Eukaryota; Fungi; Ascomycota; Eurotiomycetes; Chaetothyriales; Herpotrichiellaceae. Gene Ontology annotation, cellular component: multivesicular body; ESCRT III complex. Gene Ontology annotation, biological process: vesicle budding from membrane; late endosome to vacuole transport via multivesicular body sorting pathway. The transcript is spliced from 2 exons.